GCAGCGCGUCACUGCUGUGCGCCACGGGUCCGGGCGUGAUGGCGGCGCUGGGCGGGGACGGGCUGCGCCUACUGUCGGUGUCGCGGCCGGAGCGGCAGCCCGAGUCAGCCGCGCUGGGCCCGGGGCUGUGCUGCUGGGUGUCCGUGUUCUCCUGCUUCAGCCGCUGCUCCUACGUGGGCAGCCUCUACGUGUGGAAGAGCGAGCUGCCCAGGGACCACCCUGCUGUCAUCAAGCGGCGCUUCACCAGUGUCCUGGUGGUCUCCAGCCUGUCCCCUCUUUGCGUGCUGCUCUGGAGGGAACUCACUGGCAUCCAGCCAGGCACAUCACUGCUCACCCUGAUGGGCUUCAGGCUGGAGGGCAUUUUCCCAGCAGCUCUGCUGCCCCUGCUGCUAACUAUGGUGAAUCCUUUUCUGGGUCCACUGAUGCAGCUCUCUAUGGAUUGCCCGUGUGACCUGACAGAUGGGCUGAAGGUUGUCCUGGCCCCUCGUUCUUGGGCCCGCUGCCUCACAGACAUGCGCUGGCUACGGAACCAAGUUAUUGCACCCUUGACAGAGGAGCUGGUGUUCCGGGCUUGCAUGCUGCCCAUGUUAGCGCCAUGCACAGGUCUGGGCCCCGCUGUGUUCACCUGCCCACUCUUUUUUGGAGUUGCCCAUUUCCAUCACAUCAUUGAGCAGCUGCGGUUCCGCCAGAGCAGUGUGGGGAGUAUCUUCUUGUCUGCAGCCUUCCAGUUCUCCUACACUGCUGUCUUUGGUGCUUACACGGCUUUCCUCUUCAUCCGCACAGGACACCUGAUAGGGCCGGUCCUCUGCCACUCCUUCUGUAACUACAUGGGCUUCCCGGCCGUGUGCGCAGCCCUGGAGCAUCCACACAAGUGGCCGCUGCUGGCAGGCUACGCUCUCGGUGUGGGACUCUUCCUGCUUCUGCUUCAACCCCUGACGGACCCCAGGCUCUAUGGCAGCCUUCCCCUCUGUCUGCUUUUGGAACGAACUGGCGGAGCCUCAGAGACCCUGCUCUGCUCCUGACCAUCACUCUUGUGCAUACUCCAGUGAACUCUUGACGGGCUCGCCAGCCCUCCCUAUCAAGA
Molecule: messenger RNA, 1084 nt
Organism: Peromyscus leucopus (white-footed mouse)
Lineage: Eukaryota; Metazoa; Chordata; Mammalia; Rodentia; Cricetidae
Product: CAAX prenyl protease 2-like
Biological process (GO): CAAX-box protein processing
Cellular component (GO): endoplasmic reticulum membrane
Molecular function (GO): metalloendopeptidase activity
Source: RefSeq, a predicted model, not a curated record